CGAGAGGUAAACAAACGGCCGCCGCUUCCUGUGAUAUUCACAGAUAGCCUCCUCGUGUUCGUACAUUUGUAAAUAAGUUAGAUACAUUUGGUGCACACACAUUUUCUUUUUCAGCGUGUUCAUUUUGGAGUCGUUGUCAGUCCUACGAAAUUACUGGAAUUUCACAACCCAUUGUGCUAACGGCUAGCUAGCUAAUUAAGCUAAUUAAGCUAGCUAGCUAGCUAAGCUACGUGUAGUCGACGUGCACAUCACUCCAGCGAUUUAUAAAUAGCUGUCCGUCCUCUACUGCCCUGUCUCCACGGAAAUAAGACUCCAAGCAGCAAACACUUGAUGUUUAUGGAGAAUAAUGGAUAACCUUGCAUCAAAUAAGAGCCACAUACCCUGUCAGUCGUGGGCGGGCCAGAAUGUCUGGUCCACCGCUUCAACUCAAGGAUCCCUCCUCAACCCACUUCCCAGCUCUCAGCAUCUCAGCCUGGGCUCGUCUUCUGACCAGAGACCCUCCUACGACCACCUGCAGGAAUCCAAUCAGAGCUGUAUGAGCGACCUCGGCUCCUUAUCAUCCAGAAACGACGCUCAUCACGCCGCUCUGUACAAGGCCUCUCUCAUCAGCAGCAAUCCGUCCUCCAACGCGCUGUUUGCCAACACUACUGUCCCUGGCACCUCUCACAUGAUCUCCUUCCCCCAGCAAACCUCUCACACUUCAUCAAUGCUGCUAACCGCAAACCACGGCAAAAACAUACCGCCACCGUCUCUUCCCCGAACAAACCAAGCUCCACAGCCUUGUGGGCCACAACUUCUACCACUUUUCUCAACCAACAUCCCUUACAAAGCCCCAUUUCAACCUCCACUGUCCAAUCAGAGUUUACCAAACGGACUUCUGCCAGUUAGCCUGCCGCCAUGUGGACAACAUGUAAGUACGUCUCACGCUACUUUUGAUGGGAUGAAUGUGGAGUUGUGUGGUGUUCCUGGAUACACUCGCAGCCAUGCCUCAUCCGCUUCUCAGGAGCAGAGUCAGUGGAUAUCUCCAUCACACUGCAGGGGAGCUGUAAACGAGUCUAUCCCUGACACAGCUGCUCAUCCUAAAAACAAGCCAUCGCAAGAGGGGAAGAGUAGUCCACCGGCCAACAAUGAGAGACAACGUCAAGUGCUUUUACAUCAGCGUGCACAACUACUUCAACAAGUGGCAGAGCUGGAUAAACUUCUGGAAUCAAUCCCCCCAGAGGAGAGCAGUGAUGGGAAGUCUCCACACAAAGCUGUACAGUCUCGUCCAUCAAUGAAUGAUUCAUCUCACUGUGAACAAUCCAAGACCGGAGAUGCACAGCAGGUUCAGCAGUCUGCAGGAAAGUCAAAGUCACAGUCGCAUCUUUUGUCGGACUGUUCAUCUCCUGCGUCCUGUGAUGAACAAAGUGAGGCCUGUGAUACAGCAGACGAUCUAAUGUCAGCAGCCGAAUCAGAGAAAGAAGAAUCGGCCGAAGACAGUGAUUCUGAUUUCCUCCACGACAGUGAUGGAGACUUCUCUGACUUCCUGUCUGACUCUGACUGGGGCUCUUCAGAUGAGUCCGGUCACAGCAGGCCCUCGACCCCCGCAGUAGAAACACCUCCUCUGCCGGAUAACAAAGGGCCGAAAUCAGGAAGCUCUUUGGUUCAAGAAAAAAGCGUCGCUCCCCCAAAAAAGAUCCGCCCAACUAAUCUGAGGAAUUCUUUUGAAACCGUCGUGCUACCAAGUUCAAAUUCUACAGAAAAACGCGUUUAUGACCGGAGGAAUUAUUGUUUGUUUUGCACUAACCCGCUGUCCAAAAUGUCGCGUCAUCUUGAGAGGAUCCACAGCGACAAACCGGAGGUUGCCGCUGCGUUUCAGUACCCCAAAAACUCCAGAGAAAGACAAAAAGUAUGGAACAGACUAAUAAAUCAAGGCAACUUUGCUCAUAACAAAGAAGUCAUGAAAACAGGAAUGGGCCAACUUGUUUCCCGGAAAAGGCCGAAGAAAACGCAGAGAGCCAAAGACUUCCUUCAUUGUCUGUACUGUCGAGGUCUUUUCAUAAAGACCGCCAUGCACAGACACAUGAAGUCGUGCCCAGAGAAAGUGACGAAUGAAGAUGAACCAGAGAUCGGAAGAAAGCGCAUCGCAUUGCAGUGUGUGCUGGAAACCGUAGAGGACCUCGGAAUAAGCGAUGGUUUUAAGAGCCUUCUGUCCCCGAUGGUUUUCGACGACGUGACACAAGCGAUCAUGGCCGACGAGAUCAUCUUGCAGUUUGGCGAGGACCUCUUUAACCAGGAUGGAUCCAAUCCGAAGAAGCAUCCUUACAUACGACAAAACCUUCGUCAGAUAGCGAGACUUGUACUCGAAGCUCAGAAUAUAACCCCUCUGAAGAAACUGGAGGACUUCUUUCUCCCUUCAAGCUUCCCACAUGUGGUGUCUGCGGUGAACGCCCUGGCAGGCUACAAUCCAGAAACCAAAACGUACGGCAUCCCGUCGCUCGCCAUCAAGCUCGGCUACGACCUGCAGAAGACCUGCAGUAUUGUUGAGGGCAACGCCGUGAAGCGCGGCGACGCAACCUUGGCCGAGUCUGCGAGAAACUUCCUCGCCGUGUACCAGGAAAAGUGGAACGGGCUCGUUUCUGCAGGAGCAUUGUUGGCAAUCAGAGAAACCAAAUUGAACAGGGAGAAGAAGGUGCCGUUCGCUCAAGACGUGAAGCGCCUGAAUUCCCACAUGGAGAACGUUCAUCUUCUUGCAGAACAGAACCUCAGAGACGCAAAGUCUGCAGAAAACUACGCCGCUCUGGCCAAGGUAACGCUCGCUCGGACAAUACUCUUCAACAGGAGAAGUCUCGCGGAGAUAGCGUCGAUGGAACUAACGGCUUUUAAGUCACGGAAAAAAUCUAACUCUCAAGACGGCUUGGACAUAUCCGUCUCAGAUUUGGAAAGGAACAUGUGCGAGUUCUUCACAAGAGUUGACGUUCGAGGGAAGUGUGGGAGAAUGGUCCCUGUUUUACUAAAACCGUCGUUCGUGUCGGCUAUGGAGCUCCUCACGGAUGUACGCAAGACGUGUGGAGUCCCCAGACAGAAUCCCUUCAUUUUCGGCCGACCGCAAGGCCUGUCUGCCUACCACGGGUCAGAGUGCAUCCAAAAAUAUGUCAAAGAAUGUGGAGCGAAAGACCCUGAAGCGCUGACAUCCGCGAAGAUCCGGAGGCAUUACGGAACAAUGCUGCAGCUGAUAAACCUGGAUGAAAACGAGGCCGCCCAGAUUCUAGGCCCUAAUAAUCAAGUCCAAAUCCUGCGCGAGGACAGCGGCAUGCGGCUGGAUGACGUUGAGAUGCACUUUGAUGAUGUCGGUCAUGGAAGAGCACACGGAGCAACGACAGACGCCAGCGUGUUUGUAUCUCCAAAAUCGGACAAAGAAGGCUCCAAAUAUAAGGGGAAACAUAAAUGGGAGGAAGCAGAGGUUCUUGCUGUUGAAAGACACAUGAUGCACCUAAUUAAGGGACAAAAGAUUCCUCAGAAAAACGAAUGCAUUCAGUGUCUCGAGGCGGAGCCUAAAGCGCUGAGGAUCCGUUCGUGGAAAGGUGUGAAAGACUACGUCAGAAACAGGAUCACUGCCCUGAAAAGGCAAAGCGUAACUCCCAAAGCUACACACUGAAACAGUAUUUAUAGACGGGAUGUUUUGUUGAUGUUUUCCCUCUUGCAUUUUCCUUUCCUUCCCCACCCUCUGCGUCUCUUGUGCCACAUUACGAGCGUUUACAUCCAUUAAAAUGGCCAAGAAUAGAUUUACAUUUCAUCAUUUUUAUUUCCGUAGAUUACGACUCAAUUAAUUUGUAAAACCGUAUAUUUUUCACUGUGUUUUUGUUCAUCCAGAUAGACGGCUCAUGCAUACGGACACAUAAUGUGGAAUCCUCUAAUGGAUAAAUAGUACGUUUUUGGAGCUGUAAGUUAACUUCUGUGACCGGGGUAUAAAGUAUACUGUAAUUUGUUAUUCUCUUUGGUAUACUGCCUUUUGUUUGACUUUGUAUAACA
Anarrhichthys ocellatus (wolf-eel) is the source of this 4011-nucleotide messenger RNA. RefSeq lists its product as uncharacterized. Bases 347 to 3637 code for a protein of 1096 amino acids. The record is from RefSeq and is a predicted model, not a curated record. NCBI's taxonomy places the organism in Eukaryota, Metazoa, Chordata, Actinopteri, Perciformes, Anarhichadidae. The transcript is spliced from 10 exons.